Durusdinium trenchii is the source of this 1460-nucleotide messenger RNA. The record is from the annotation of a GenBank genome assembly. Lineage: Eukaryota; Dinophyceae; Suessiales; Symbiodiniaceae.
UGAAAACAACAAAACCGCGGAGGGAAAACCAUUGGAGUCGGUGUGUUUGCGCAGGUACGUUUACAGCCCUCACCAAUGGCCUCUUUGUUGGCCAUCCGCCCCCUGCACAUAAACAGCCCUGAGAAACAGGGUUUAACACACACACACAGACGACACACCGUCACACGAUCUUCGAACGAACAAUGGCCUUGCCAAUUGGUUCUGGUGAGCCUUCGCCAUCAGAUGCGCACAUGCGGGAAUUCACCUUCCAGCUGGUCUUUGCCUCACGCUAGCCUGCCUGUAGCAUCUAUGAACAUCUCUCACACACGACACACGACCGAAAUCGCACCUUUUGAUUUUCCCUGUAGGUCUGCAGCGACGAUUGGGCCCCGGACUUUGUGUGGGACAUCAAGCGCUCGGCGCUGUGUCCCCCUACUUUGCCAGCCGCUAUGGCUUCGCAACGUCCUGCCUGGUGGUGGCAUGGAGUGGGGACAAUCCCUGCUCCCUGGCGGGCUUGGGACUCCAAGUGCCUGGAGAUGUGGCCAUCUCCUUGGGCACUUCGGACACCAUGUUUGCGGUGAUGUCGAAGGCUUCGCCUGGGGAGGAUGGCAUGGUGUUGCGGAACCCGGUGGAUCCAUCCUCUUACAUGGGAAUGCUGGUCUUCAAGAACGGCUCGCUGAGCCGGGAGCAGGUCCGAAAGGAGCAUUGCGACGGACAGUGGGAUCGAUGGGAACAAAUGUUAGCUGAGACAGCACCGGGCAACGGCGGUGCUAUUGGUUUCUACUUUCAUAGCCCAGAGAUCACCCCGACCACCGGCGAGCAGUUCGGCAUUUUCCGCUUCGAUGGAAAUGACCAGGAAGUGGACAGCUUUCCGAGCUCCACUGAAGUACGGGCAGUGGUUGAGAGCAAGUUCCUGGCCAUGAGGGGCUUCGCACAAGGGAUUGGAAUGGAGGAGGUGAAGCGGAUCAUCGCCACUGGCGGGGCCUCCUCCAACAAAGGCAUCCUCCAAGUGCUUUCGGAUGUCUUCGAUGUGCCUGUCUUCACUCUGGAGCAGUCGGACUCUGCCUCGCUGGGCGCUGCGCUGCGCGCGGCGCAUGGCUUUCGCUGCGCACAGAAAGGUGGAUUUGUAGCCUUUGCAGAUGUGGUGGCUGGCAAGAUUGACUACAAGUUGGCGGCCGAACCAGCUCCCGGUGCCAAGGAGGCCUAUGCCCAGGCUUUAUCACGGUACUUGCGCCUCCAGAAGCAGCUCUUGGAGCGAUUGCAAAACGUGGCGAAGAAGCCGCGGGUCACCUAAGAGGCCUGGAUCUGCUCAAUGCCGAAGAUGCCCAUGGAUUUCCGAAGACGCCUCAUCUGCAGCGCAUUUCAAUGAGUCGCGUCCGCCUCAUGGUGUAUAUAUUCAUUGUGGAACGUCCAGCAGUCCACCAAAACAGCGCUUUUGCGUGCUGUGCAGGCUGCGCGCCCUUCGACACGCUCGCUCGCGC